Calliphora vicina (urban bluebottle blowfly) is the source of this 5138-nucleotide messenger RNA. It is a transcript of the gene Klp98A, whose product is annotated as kinesin-like protein 98A. The record is from RefSeq and is a predicted model, not a curated record. Bases 1122 to 4967 code for a protein of 1281 amino acids. Gene Ontology annotation, biological process: microtubule-based movement. Gene Ontology annotation, molecular function: phosphatidylinositol binding; microtubule motor activity; ATP binding. Lineage: Eukaryota; Metazoa; Arthropoda; Insecta; Diptera; Calliphoridae. The transcript has 12 exons.
UUUCCAACUCUGGCCCUUAUGAUGUCAACAUUAGUCAGUCAUUAAUCUUCAAAAGGAAGUAGUAGAGUGUUUGCAAGUGUUUACAUUGUGUUUAUAUAUUUCUCUACCGUUUCUUGUUAUUUCUUCAAUUUUUUAUUUAACAAUUUUUUUAAUUUCUUAAACAUAUCAAUCAAAACAAAAAGCUUUCAAUGAAAUCCUAAAAGAUACAAAUAAAAAACGCAAUGAAAUCCGAGAACAUUUAAUGGAAAGUUCAAAGUUAUGGCGACGCCUCCUCAUUAAUGAUUAAUUUUGCAAAAGUGAAAAAUAAACGAAAAAAUAGAAUUAUAAUUUGGGUGAUACGUCAUAGUAAAACACAAAAAGAUAAAAUGAUUGCUAAUAGACAAACAAGUAUCUAGUAUAGAAUGGAGGAGAAUAAAAAAAAAUAGACCAACAAUAAAAUAAAAAAAAAGAUGUGAAAACAAUUUAUUAAAAUCAUCAUCAUCAUACAUAUAAUGAAUAUAAUAAAAAUGUAUACCAUAUUUAAAGAGAGAACUAAAAAAAUUUAACCAAAUUUCUUUCUAUGCAGGCCAAAAAACUAAAAAAAAUAAAAACUUGUUUUCAUUUUUUUCCCAUACGGAAUGUACGAAUGUAUGUGUGCGUAAUGUAUAGACGUUACAGUUAAAUUGAAGUGGUUGGUUUUUAGUUUCUUAUUGUAAUUUAGAGUUUAAGUGAAAGAAGUGAAUGUGAGUGAAGUGGAUGGAUGGAUUAAGUUCAAAAUUUGUGAAAAAUUAUUAUACCAAUUAUACAAGAAAAACAUAACAACAAAAGAAGAGAAACACAGCCAACUACAGAAGACAAAGAAAACCAAAUUAUAAAUAAGACCAACUAGGAAGUAACUAACUAAUUUUUGUUGUUUUAUUUUUGUUGUUGUUGGUCUUUUAAUGAAGACUUCUUCGUUUUCAAUUGUUUAUGUUGGUUGGUUUUUGAACUUUGCAUGUGUGUAUUUAUGUUUUGUUGUAUUAAAAACACAACAUAUACACAGUCACAAUAAUCAUCUUCGUCAUCAUUAUCAAACUUAACGUAAUCAACAAAAGAAAACAACAACAACUUUAACAAAAGCAACAACAAAAAACACUGGCAAGAUGUCAUCAUCGAUUAAAGUUGCUGUCAGGGUUCGUCCCUUUAACACAAGGGAAAUCGAUAUGGAUGCUCAGUGUAUAGUGGAGAUGGAAAGUAAAAAAACUCGAUUGCUCAAGCCAAAAGUACAAUCAAUGCGUGAUAUGUUGUUUCAUGAUUUUACAUUCGAUUACUCCUAUUGGUCAUAUGACAAAAAUGACAAACACUUUGCCACACAACAACAAGUCUACAGUGACUUGGGUACAGAUGUAAUCGAUUGCGCCUUUGAAGGUUACAAUGCCUGUGUGUUUGCUUAUGGCCAAACCGGCUCCGGUAAAACGUUUACUAUGAUGGGCACCAGUGACAAUCCUGGCCUUAUACCACGCAUUUGUUCGGAACUUUUUGCUCGCAUGCGUGUUGGCCAGGAAUCGGGUACCAGCUACAAAACUCAUGCCAGUUAUUUGGAAAUUUAUAAUGAACGUGUUAAAGAUUUGCUGGGGCCGCAGACAAAUGGCCAUGGCCUACGAGUAAGGGAACAUCGCACUUUGGGUCCUUAUGUGGAGAAUUUAUCGCAACAUUCGGUAGCUGAUUUUGAGGAAAUACAAGAGUGUAUAACGCGUGGCAAUGUACAACGCACAACGGCCAGUACAAAUAUGAAUGAUACGAGCAGCAGAAGUCAUGCCAUAUUCACCAUAACAUUCGUACAAGCGGGAUUUAUGAAUGAUAUGCCAAGUGAAACAGUGUCCAAAAUACAUUUGGUGGAUUUAGCGGGAAGUGAACGAGCCAAUGCUACUGGCGCCACGGGACAACGUUUAAAAGAGGGCGCCCAUAUUAACAAGUCUUUGGUCACUUUGGGCAGCGUUAUUUCGGCUUUAGCGGAGCAAAGCAAUGCCACUGCCGCAAAUACCACGGGUGGUAACUCAAAACGAGUUCUAUAUAUACCCUAUCGUGAUUCCAUACUAACCUGGUUGUUAAAAGAUAGCUUGGGUGGCAAUAGUAAAACUAUUAUGAUUGCUGCUCUCUCGCCGGCCGAUUGUAAUUACAGUGAGACCUUGAGCACUUUGCGUUAUGCCAAUCGUGCUAAAAAUAUCAUUAACAAACCCACAAUCAACGAAGAUCCUAAUGUUAAACUCAUACGUGAAUUGCGUGAUGAAAUCAAUAAACUUAAGGCCAUGUUAAAUGGAGAUAUUCAUGCCCUGCAGCCUUCGCUCAAAAUGUUGGAAGAUUUGCAAAAGAAGGAGGCCCAAGAAAAACACCUUACCGAGGAGUGGACCGAAAAAUGGAAAGAAGCUCAGUCUAUAUUGCAGGAACAAAAAAGUUUAGGUCUACGUAAAUCGGGCGUGGGAGUAGUAUUAGACUCUGAGAUGCCUCAUCUUAUAGGCAUACACAAUGACAUUACAACCGGUGUCACUCUGUACAGUUUAAAAGAGGGCGAAACCUUUAUAGGUACCGAUGAGUCCGAAAUACCACCCGACAUAGAGUUGAUGGGUGAUGGCAUACGACCUCAACAUUGUAGUAUUGUGCUUAAAGAUGGCAUUUGCACUUUACAUCCCAAACCAUUGGCACAAUGUUGGCUUAAUGCCAAUCUAAUCGAUGAACCCACAAAUAUUUCUCAGGGCGACAUUAUUCUAUUGGGACGUACCAAUAUCUUUCGUUUCAAUAAUCCCACUGAAGCAGCUAGACUACGCAAAGAAUAUAGUCGUUCCCAACUGGAUAUGUCUAGAUUAUCAUUGAUUACUUCGUCUCGUGAAAAUCUACUAACAUCCAGUUUUUGUUUAGAAGAUGAUAAUAAUUCUUCUAUGAGCAGUAGUUUGAUUUCAUCGCCUUUUAAACGCAGCGAUAAACAAUAUUAUCCCACAAAGCCCAUGUCACGCGAUGAUCCCGAAUUACAGGAUGAAAAUCGUAAAAUUUUAGAGACCAUAGAAAAUGCUCUCAAGCAAUUGAAUAUAGAACGUGUUCAAAUGCAUGACCAGUAUAAGAUUAAGGUACAAAAUUUAACCGAAGAACUUAAACGUUUGGAAAAAGAAGAGAAAAACAGUUUGGAGUUAUUGCGUUGUCGCGAAGAGGAGCUUAUGGCCAGAAAAGAUAUGUUGCUAUGGGAGAAAAAUAAUGAAAAAGUACAGACUGAUAUUGUGUGUAGACAGAUCUCAGCUUUGCAAACCCAGCUCGACUCAAAAAAACGUGAUUUUUCUGAGUAUGUUGCCAAAGAGCUGCAAGAAUUGCAAGAUUGUGGCAAAUUAGAUGAGAUUGACAUCAAAGUGGAUCCUUCCGUACCCUUGACAGAUGAUUUAUUAUUACUGGCAGCCGAAUCAUUGGACUUAUUUGCCUCACAGUUUAUUAAGGACACAGUUAAAAGAAAUAACGAAGACAUACAUCGCUUAGAUGAACAGGUGGCUGAAAAGGAACGUAUCUUAAAGGCUAGCACCACAAAAAUCGCACAAGUUGAUGAAACUCUAUUACAAAUUGAAGAACAAUUGGAAAAGUUGCGUUUGCAACGUCUACAGAAGGAAGCUGACAAUGACGAUUUACAAAUGAAAAAAGAAAGCUUAAAACUUAGUCUAAAUAGAAAAUCCACAACCGACAUGAAUGUCCAGACCGAAAAUGACAUUUCUUCGAGAACUGAUACAUAUGAAACCACCUGUGAUACUUUUCAUACAGCUCAAACGAAUUGCUCUAAUCUGAGUUCGCCGACUAUAGCUGAAGACGAAAUUACUCCUUUGAGUAGUUGUACACUGUCGUCGGGCGAAAUCGAAGACGACGUUGAUGACCUUAACGACAAUGAAGAUGAUGACGACACAAUUUCAGACGGCAUACGCAAAUCAAAAUCAUCGCCUUCCUCCUCAAUGGCCACAAAUACAGAUACGCAUUCGAGCUCAAAGGGUGGCAGCAUCAGGAAAAAUUUAAAUGUUCCCAAUGCUGUGAUGAGUGAUAGUGGUGUCUGUUUGGAUACUGUUAAAUCUUCCAAUCCCAAUCAUUUGAACGACUUGACAACCUCUACUAACAUGCCCCUAGAUAAUGAUAAUGUCUUACAUGCUGCAUGCAAUUCGGAUGACGAGACAGCUUCAUGUUCGUCUUGUGAAAUUAGUGCUAAUUCCGAUAGCAUGCAACCCCAUUGUCCCAUGCACAGUUUACGACGUAAAAUUGCUGCACAGAAAGCCUUAAUUAUGAAAAAUCUCGAAAUGAAUGUCAACAAGGCCAUGUUGGAUGAACAAAUUGCGGAAUUGCAAGAGUUGCAAAAACGUUGUGUUAAAAUUGAAAAGCACAUGUUAGAAACGGGCCAACAUACGGCUGAUGAACAUCAACUGUGUUGUCAGACGAAUAACGAAGAACUGGAGUAUGAUAAUGAAGAGGGUGUGGAGUCAGCGGCCCGCUAUAGAGAUAUAACAUCUUCAAUGGAUGGUUCUAGUUAUAUGCCGAAUAUGACACGUUCUUGGCCUUCGGUUAGAGAUUUUUCUGAAACGGAACAUGUUAUUACCAUACCUACCUUUGUGAUACGUGGAGCUGGCAAACAGACACAUUAUGAAUAUGAGAUUCGCAUAAUUUUGCCCGAUGGUAAAUUGAAUAUAUUGCGUCGUUAUAGCCGCUUCAGAGAGUUGCAUAUGAGUAUGAAGAAUAUUUAUGGAGCUAAGAUUGCAGCCCUACCAUUUCCACGUCGUGAACUGUUCUCCUCGAAUAGCGAGACAGUAGCUAAGCAUCGCAGGCGUUUGCUUGAAUUGUAUUUGCGACGAUUAUUUGUAGUCUGCUCACGCAUACCACAAAGUCCCAUCUAUGAAGGAGCCGGUGGGCCCGGCCUCACAAGAGCCUCCUUGGCUCAAUUCUCCCCUUUCUUCAAGAAGGGCCUUUUCGAGAAUGGCCGGCACGGGACGGGAUAAUAGUUACCCUACUGCUAAAUUAUCUCCUACCUACAGUGUGUCUUUUAAUAUAUUUUUAUUAUUUAUUAAGUUAUAUGUCACAAUCAUGAUGAUAAUAAUGAUGAUGAUUAAUUGUUACUCUUUACCUUAAAGGCGACCAACAGCAGAGUUUAUCAAAAUCAAAAUGUGAGU